Sus scrofa (pig) is the source of this 1853-nucleotide messenger RNA. It is a transcript of the gene CXHXorf58, whose product is annotated as chromosome X CXorf58 homolog. The record is from RefSeq and is a predicted model, not a curated record. NCBI's taxonomy places the organism in Eukaryota, Metazoa, Chordata, Mammalia, Artiodactyla, Suidae.
UGCACCACAACGGGAACUCCCCUAAAAGAUUUUAAAUUGAGAUUUUAAGUUUGGAUUAUUGCUCUAAAAAGUUAACUCCAGCUGUCGAGUAGAGGAUGACUAGGAGGUUGAAGACUGGAAACGAGGAGACCGCAUAGGCGGCUAUGGAUAGAUCCAUUUGUCUUUCCCAUAUAUAUAUCAUAUUGUUUUUAGUACAGAAAGAAUGUAAGCAACAUUAAGAGAUCCAUGAAACCUUACUUUUUCAAGGGUUCUGGAAUUAGCUCAAUAAUCGUAUGCCACUUGAGUCUCAUCCAGACAGUGUAAUAAUAUAGAUUACGACUUCAAAUGUUUAAUUUAUAUACUUUCAGAGUACUUCAUUGUAAGGAAAAUGAGUCGUUCCAUGAAGACGUCAGUUACUGGUGUUCCAAAAUCAGAAAAUCCAGCCUUGGGAAAAGGUCCCAAAGUACCUUUGUCAAAUACUGUAAAGACAAAGGGAAAACAACAAAAUAAAGAUAUUUCAGCUUACAGGAUACAGAGAGCUUGGUUAUCUCAUCUGGACAAAACAAUGUUUCAACUACUUAAGCACACAAUUUGUGCAGCAGAACAUCACGUGACAUAUGAAAUUUUGAAGAAAGUGAGCCCCUUAGAGGCUGAACUUGUUAAAGAUCCUUGCAUGAAGUGUAAAGUUAGAUUCAGAUUCAGUGGUGAAAAAUUUCCACCUUUCAUCGUGUUUAAAAUUUUUCUUCAAACUGAAGGCCAUGGUUACAAGUAUUUCAGCGGAAAAAUAUUAAAGCCAUCAAGUGAGGCAGUGGUUGAUGUUUGCAAAAUAAUGGGGAAAAAGAAAUUUUAUCAUCAAAUUAUGGAAGAUGAACGUCUUUUCCAGAAGUUCAAAAUAACUGAUGAAAUAGAUAUUGUCACUCUGAAAGAUUACAUGCAGUAUUCCAGUCUUCUGGAUGAGACCCCUGCAUCUUCUGGUGGCAGAAAUAACUAUUGGCGAAGAUUAAACCUCGAAAACAUUCCCAGGACAAUGAUAAUGUAUGACAUAGUUGAUUACGCGGAGACUGGAAUAAUCUCAAACCGUCUGAAAAAAGAAAUGAAGUAUCUAUUGCAAAGAACGAAAACGGAAGAGAUUCAUCAGCGCCAGCUACAGAUUGUUUCUGAAGUUAGGCGCCCUUCAUGCUUCUCAAGUCUUCACCCUUUGUAUCGACCCUACCAACAGCAAAGUCAAAUUAAACAUCUGGGUCGUCGAUCCAAGCAAGCUCAAAUGAAAGUUGAAAAAAUGAAAAAAGCUUAUAAGAUGGCUAAAGAAAAAGAUGCUUCUGCAGGAACUGAACCGCAAAAGGACAUACCGGGCCCAAAGCAAAAACAGUCAAUCAUCCUCUCCACCCCAUCUUUUGACAUUGUGAAAGUUAGUGAACUGAUGUCAGAUGACGAAUUGGAAAAAGAGGAAAAGGAAUUAUUUGCCUGGUGUCAAGAGUUGUAUGUUAAUAAUUCUCCAUCAAGUUAAUGCACAACUAAUUGACAGGAAACCAAGUUAUUCAACAAUCUGCUUGUCUUUCCAUAAAUGAUGAGUAUGUGCAUAAAGGAACAGAAAAUACAAACGAGCCCUCAGUAUGCUCUCUUAACCAAAUGUGAGACAGAUUUUAAAGCCUUUUUAUAUUUCCAUAGGUACAAAUAUUUUUUACUGACAGAAUUUUAAUCUAAAUAAAUAAUUUCAGCUAGAUGCCCUCAACCUAGCUAUAUACGGCUUUGUUCAAGAAAUAAUGAGUAUUGAGUCCCUGGAAUUUUAUUCAAUUUUUAUUUUCCUUCAUUAAGAAAAAAUAUCUGAACAGGCCGUGCUUAGCAUAAAUAUUAGAAUUCACAGAAUAAAAAGC